AUGAUCGAGGCUCUGAAGGACAUGAAGCACGGAAAAAGCAGCAGCUACGAGAAUCUGGCGCUGGAGCGGACAGCCACUCAGAUUCUGCAUCGUAUGGAGGACAAGGACAGCGAGGAUUCUUUGGAAAGUACGAGGGGAAGAGUGCUCGCGAACGCGCGCGCGAUUUAUGGACCGAAUCGCUGUCUCGACGUGAUAAGCUUCGCCCCAGCUUCCUCAAGAAAGAUAGGAGCCGCGAUCGUCGAACACAAUCCGACGAGUAGGUCGUACGUUCACUGCUCGUCCGCAAAGGAAAGCUCGCGCCUUGCUGCUCUCGAGCAUCUCCUCGUCAUCACUGAAGACCUUUUACAGCGGCUCAUGGAUGCGGAGGGCAUCACCAUUUAUGACAGUCUUUCCUCCGACCGUCUCAUCAAAGACCUUCAUUCUCCUGCGGCUGGCCAGCACAUGCAGUACUUCCAACACCCACAAUUUCUUCGUGGACACAGCGACUCAUCGUCCGCCUACAUGAACCCGCCAGCGCCGAUGCAACUCAUCCCUCGCACGAGCAGCGAUGUCAUUCAGCAACCAAAGCCUAUGCCUGUUGGUCAGUCUUACGGCAAGCUCGGCCGGGUGCAGUGGAAUCUGGGGUCUGAGGGGUAG
Dothidotthia symphoricarpi CBS 119687 is the source of this 636-nucleotide messenger RNA. RefSeq lists its product as uncharacterized. Bases 1 to 636 code for a protein of 211 amino acids. The transcript has 3 exons. The record is from RefSeq and is a predicted model, not a curated record. NCBI's taxonomy places the organism in Eukaryota, Fungi, Ascomycota, Dothideomycetes, Pleosporales, Dothidotthiaceae.